AUGCCAGUCGAUUUUCCGACCUAUCUGACGCAGCUGAACGACGCCCUCGUUGCUGAAAAUGGGCCCAAUCUUGCCUACCUUCUCCGGCCGACGAGUCCCCAUGGAAAAGACCUCGUCAAGCAGUUCAGGAAUCCUACAGUGCGCCGGGGUCCAUUUGGCCAUUAUCAAGGAAGCAUACAGAGCCCAUGGGAUGAUAUUGCGAUCCAAUAUGUGAUGGUCUGUUCGCAUGUAGCUAGGCGAAGACCAAUGGAGGCAUUCAAGGAACAUACACAACUUGUCUCUUUAUUCUUCCGUUUCUUCACCGAAAAUCGAGGUUGGACACUACCGGCUCUGUUUUCUAUUUUGCGGGACUUACGGGAUUUGGCAUUCGAUGCCGACUUCUUUGCAAAAUAUAACAGCCUGAAGAGCGAGUCGAUGGAGGAAGCUGCGAGAGUCAUUGCAAAGGCCUUUGGAAACUGCAUGACUGACAGGACGUCAUCACUCGAUGAAUCUCGCAAAUGGGGCGUAUACUACGUCGUUGGUCUCAUACUCAAGUGUUACUUUCGGGCAAGUCGCUUUGUUAAACGAAUAUCUCUGUCAAAGAGUAUUUUGCGGGCCCUCGAAGCCAACUCUGACAUUCCCCCACUACAUAUGUAUCCCCGGUCGCAUCAAGUCACUUAUCGAUAUUACAUUGGAAUGCUGAGUUUUUUGAACGAAGAGUAUGCAAAGUCCGAGGAAGAACUGACUCUUGCUUUCUACCAAUGCCACACUGGAGCCAAAAGUAACCAAGAGCGCAUCCUGACCUAUCUCCUUCCUCUGCGGAUUCUGAAAGGUUAUCUUCCGUCACAAGAACUAAUGGAUCGAUUCCCUACACUCAAGGAGCUCUAUCAUCCAUUUAUAAUUGCUAUCCGAACCGGUGAUAUAUCCAGCUACGAUAGGGCACUCGACCACAACGAAAAGACACUCUUGGACCUGAAUCUUUGGAUAACACUCGAAAAGGCUAGAGAAUUAUGUUUGCGGGGCUUAUUCAGAAGAGCAUGGGUAGCUUCUCAAAAAGGAUCACGACUCCCUAUAUCCAUGUUCCACUCCUCACUCAAGAUCUCAGGUAUUGACGUUGAUGAGGACGAGGCAGAGUGCCUAGUUGCAAAUAUGAUCUACAAAGGUUUCAUGAAAGGGUACAUCAGCCACGAAAAACGAAUGGUCGUACUCUCUAAUACCAACGCGUUUCCGAAGUUGGCGGAAAGAUCCAAUCCGUAUGGAUCGAUAUAG
Messenger RNA from Guyanagaster necrorhizus, 1248 nucleotides. RefSeq lists its product as uncharacterized. The record is from RefSeq and is a predicted model, not a curated record. Gene Ontology annotation, molecular function: RNA binding; double-stranded DNA binding. Gene Ontology annotation, biological process: transcription elongation by RNA polymerase II; post-transcriptional tethering of RNA polymerase II gene DNA at nuclear periphery; poly(A)+ mRNA export from nucleus. The coding region runs from base 1 to 1248 and encodes 415 amino acids. Gene Ontology annotation, cellular component: transcription export complex 2. The transcript has 10 exons. Lineage: Eukaryota; Fungi; Basidiomycota; Agaricomycetes; Agaricales; Physalacriaceae.